UUGAAUUUAACGGUCGGUUUGUCAGUGAAAGUGUCGCAGCUUGUUUUGGGGGCCUGAGCUGAGCCUAUUGUGUAUUGUUUAAGCAGCAGCAGCAGCAGCAGCAGCAAACGCUCAAAUAGUUGAAAACAAAUUCAAGUAAAAAGUGACAACAGUUUUUAAAUUAAAAGUGACUAACAAAAAACUAAAUAAAUUUGUAAAAAUAAAGUGUGCACUCAAAGCUGCGGCGCGCCACAAAGUCUCAGGAAUAAUUUGGCUGCGCAACUUCCUGCAAACAACAACAACAGCUGCAUACAUACAACGAAUUUAUACAUAUAUAUGCUAUAUAUAUAUUUGUGUUUUGGGAUUAUCAGUGCCAACUGCAGCCAACUGGACGCUGUCCAAACAAAUAACAAUUAAAAUCCGGAAGCCCAUGGCGAGUGCUGUAAACAUAAAACGUCUAGCUAAAGCAAAAGCAAAAUGUGCAAAUUAGCCGAGUGCGAUGCAAAUGCGAACAAUCGACGUCAACGCCAACGCCAACGUCAGCAGCAACAGUCUGAACAGCAGAGUCAAGCAUUUUUUUAAUUAUACUCACUGCCUACAACAGAUCGAGAGAUACAAACGAUUAUUGUGCGCUGUAUUCAUAAUUUGCGUAACUAUAAACACAGUGUCUGUUUGUGUUGAAGUUUGAAGUGUUUAUUGAAUGUGCAACUGCAACUGCUGCUGCUUUGGCAGUGAAAGACAUUGCCGAACCAGAAACAGCAGCAGCAGCAACUUGUCAGCUCAAGCCAAACAAAUGGAUAUGAAAGUGCAACAGAAGCAGCGACGCCUUUGUGGCUGGCACAGCAGCAGCAACUGCUGGCUACUGAUGAGCAGCUAUCUGAUCAUGAUGCUGAUAACUAUGGAUAUGGUCGAGAGUGCGCUGCGCAAUGUCAGUUUAAUUGUCGAUCCACCGACCCCGGACAGGGGACAGCAUGUGGUGCUGCGUUGCGUAUACGAUCUGAAGGGUGCACCGCUCUACUCGACAAAAUUCUAUCGCGGUCAAUUGGAGUUUUACCGUUAUACGCCCGGCGAGUUUCCGAACACAAAAGUAUUUCCAUUUCCCGGCAUACACGUCGAUGUAACCAGCUCGGAUGCCACUCAAGUUCUGCUGCGUAACGUUGGCUUUGGUCUAUCUGGCAACUUUUCCUGCGAAGUUACAACCGAUGCGCCGUUCUUCUCCACAGCCACAGCACAUGGCGCGAUGCAGGUUGUAGAGCUGCCCCAGAAACGUCCGCAGCUGUAUACGGAGCACACGCGCUAUGAGCCCGGCGAUGUGCUACGCGCCAAUUGCAGCACCGAACCGUCGCGCCCACGCGUUGAACUCAAAUUUACCAUCAACAAUAUGGUGAUCACCAACGCCGAGACGCAGUUUCUACGCACUGUCGAUAAUCUGAUUGCAUCGCGCAUAUCGCUGAAGCUGCAGCUCCAAGGCGUGCACUUCUCCAGCGUCAAUCCGGCCAUUUACAAUAGCGGCUACGAUACGAAUUCCGUUUAUAAUCAUGGCGCACCCAUGUAUGCGCCCAAUCCGGGCGGACUGCUGCUGCGCUGCUCUGCACAGAUUGCUGGCUUAUAUCAGGAGUAUAAGGAAAUUGAGUUGGGCACACCGCAACGGGAUCCGGUGCCGGCACGUGUUACACACUCCUCUAGCUCCAGCAUGAAAAACUUCUUUAGCACGUUCUGGCCAACUUCGGCGGCUUCAGCAACGCUGCGUCCUGCCGGCAAUCAUAUGAUGGCGCCCAUUAUCAUGGCACUCAUUGUGCUGCUUAUCGGCGGCAGUCGGCUGCUUGGUGCUCCCGCGCGAGAGCAGCUGCAGCAGCCGCAUUCCAGGCCCAUGGCCCAACGUCUGUCCACGCUGUCAUACCUGCAAGGCAAUGAAGCAGCGGCUGCUGGCCUGGCCAGCUCGCAAAUGCGUCGCUUGGGGCAGCCCUUGAUAGCAACAAAUUAGUUUAAUUGUUAAUUAAAGUGAAAUAUUUAUUUAAUAUCAGCCAGAGGUUUAAUUGUCCAGUUUGCAUGUAGUUUUAUGUUUAUGGCUUUGAUAAGUUGACAUAUGGUAAUUGAAUUCAUUUUUUGUAUUUUAUUUACAUAGAUUUAAAAUUUGCUCUACAUUUUUUAUAAAUGUGGUGUCUAAACUAGCGAGCUAAAAACCAAACUAACAAUUAAGCAAAAACAAACAAACACACACACACACAUAAAAACAUAAACUUAGCAUAGUGAUGGUAUUAAACUGCAUCCAUUAUAUAAAUGUUCACAGAUACAAGUAAAACAAAAAAGUAAAUCAAACAUAUUUAAGUUUAAUAAUACUUAUUAAA
This is a messenger RNA of Drosophila busckii, 2327 nucleotides long. RefSeq lists its product as uncharacterized. The transcript is spliced from 7 exons. NCBI's taxonomy places the organism in Eukaryota, Metazoa, Arthropoda, Insecta, Diptera, Drosophilidae. Bases 680 to 1963 code for a protein of 427 amino acids. The record is from RefSeq and is a predicted model, not a curated record.